Molecule: messenger RNA, 1003 nt
Organism: Salvia splendens (bonfire salvia)
Lineage: Eukaryota; Viridiplantae; Streptophyta; Magnoliopsida; Lamiales; Lamiaceae
Exons: 2
Coding region: 338-862 (174 amino acids)
Source: RefSeq, a predicted model, not a curated record
UCUUAAAUCCAUUAUUUUUUCCACUGUGGUUGUAACCAAUGGUGAUUUGUUGCUCGACUUCAUUUCGAAAUGCAAAUCUCUUGAGAAAGUAAAGUUGCAAAGCACCAGAAGCUCUAGGUACAGUGGAGAAGACAGAGCAUCUUAUGGUAGUAUAAUCCAACAGCAUAAGCUCAAGUCUUUGGAAUUGGUUGGUUUUGGGAGAGACAACAUAUAUAGGCAUGACUUGUGGCCUAAAUUUCCUUGCCUGAAAGAAUUGGUGAUUCACGACAUCGACUCUAACUAUGACUGGAGGGGCUUAAGAAUCUGCAGCCCAUCACUGGAGGUCAUAAGCAUAUACAUGUAUGAAAACAGGAUUACGAAUGGGAGGUUCGAUGUUCCAAAUAUUAGAAAAUUUGAGGUGGUGGGGCUUGAUUUGCCAGAGCUGGAUGAGUUCAGAACAAGUAGUAGUAAUAGGGAAUGGGAGUCAGAUAUACGUGUAGCGUGUGAGCUGCUUACUCCAUCAUGGUGCCCUUCUUUGAGCAAACUCUUGAGGCAGUUGAGCUCAUCCCGAAUAUCUCUAUCUGUGCAUAUGGCUUUUCCUCUUUCGCAUGAUUAUAGUACUGCAUAUGAUGGAGAUGGUUUACCUACACCUGUAGUAGAGAUAUUGAAGGUAUAUGGUGAUGAUCCACAACUGCUACCUGUUUUCCUAAAGGCCUUGCUCCGGAGAUGUCGCCCCAAAUGCUUAACCGCGUUUAAUGAGGUGUACUAUCAAAGGCAUGAUGCUACCUUGAACUGGUAUCCUGCAUUUGAAUGCUAUUAUCGAAGACAUGAAAUAGAUGAGGAGAAAAGAGAUGCUGCACUAUUACAAGUCAUGGACCAGUGAGUUUUGAGGGAGUCAUGUUGUUGUGUACACACCAACUGCAAAAAUGCAUUCAAUUUGGGUUUAAUUAUGUGUUGAGACACAUCAUCUGAUUUGUUCCUUACUGUUUCCAAAUGGUGAAUUGGUAAUAGUAAUUGACUACUA